AAACAACUUCCCGAAAAGGACUAGUCUCAGACCUUGCCGAGCCAGCCCAGCAAAUGUUGCUGGCCCAGGACAACAACAAUCGAUUGGAGGGGCCGACCAGAAGGCGGCGAAGGAUUGCGCCCGCCAGGGCAUCUGAACAGAUUUAAUGCCCGCACAGAUUGCGCAUCCCGUUCCCGGAGACGGUAUCGCAGAAUGGUUGACUAUGUUUACUCGGUGAUCCCUUUAUCAUCUUUCCCCAUCUCUCGCCAUCUUUUGACCAUACUUUCACUGUUCCUUGCCUCUUUACCUCAUCUCCCUCAUUUCCCCCACUUGCCCCUUGUUUCUAUCUUCCCUUUUCCUUUUUCCCUUUUGCGACCCGCUUCAUUUGCCCAGCCCUGGUCUGCAGGUCAUCCAGCUCCCCCACUGGGUCUCCCAUCGACCGCGAUCAGGCACCUCAGAAGGCGUUCAUCACAUUCUGAAAGACGCAUAUUCGCAUCCAGCCUGGUCAAUCCCUCUUUAGCGUGGAGCCGAGUUACUGUACAGCCCUGUUUGUGUGAACACGUCCGGCUUUCGGCUAAUACGAUUUCUGCCGGAGCUAUGCUGUCCGCCUUUAUGCCACGUUAUCCCUACCAUAUUACCAGUGUUAAAAGGGGACAAAGCAUGGGCACAGUAGCUCUGACCCUGAAGGUCUCCAAUAUAUUGGCCGAGAGCUCAUCCAAAGUAUGGUCUCGAGCAAACCAGCCACUACCUUAGAUUGCUGAUGUUGCUUCAAAUAGCUCGCAUAAUCCCACCAUAAUCCGAAGUAUUAAUAGCCAGCCAGCAAUUCAGUGACACUCAA
Messenger RNA from Aspergillus vadensis CBS 113365, 817 nucleotides. RefSeq lists its product as uncharacterized. The record is from RefSeq and is a predicted model, not a curated record. Lineage: Eukaryota; Fungi; Ascomycota; Eurotiomycetes; Eurotiales; Aspergillaceae. The coding region runs from base 193 to 732 and encodes 179 amino acids. The transcript has a single exon.